Molecule: messenger RNA, 1171 nt
Organism: Rhipicephalus sanguineus (brown dog tick)
Lineage: Eukaryota; Metazoa; Arthropoda; Arachnida; Ixodida; Ixodidae
Exons: 4
Coding region: 502-1065 (187 amino acids)
Source: RefSeq, a predicted model, not a curated record
AGCAACGGAAAGCUGUCUGUCCGGUGCGGAAAACUGCUUGAAGUGUAAUAACACCAUGAAAGCCCGGUAAUACAAACCGAAAUAAAUGCAUGUGUUUCAAAUGACGCGAGUAGAUGCAGGCUCUAUCUUUGAGAGGUGCUUAUCAGUUCACGAGUCGAUAUAAAAUUGCAUAAGUUGCAAUACACGGCUUCGUAGUACGCGGUUUUCGACAGUGCAAAAUAUAUAUGCACGCUUGAUGGCGCAAGACGAGUCUUUUCCGUCACUAUUCUACGUUUUCUCAUGUGCCUUACUGGCUUGCUGUUGGUUCAGUUGUGGUCAUAAAGCGCUGCGCAACGCGAGAGUCGUGAAAUUAAGCGCGCGAGCUUUUGAAGACGUGCAUAUGCAAUGUGUGUGUUUUGGGAGGAGGGAAAGGUGUCGCCGGACACGUGAUAACUCCUCCUAAUUUCUUUUGCGUAUACGUACAGGCAACUUGAGCACGCCCCCUCCCCCUUUGCGUUUAUAAUGUACGAUUGGAAAUACUGUUUACAAGCGUACAUAUCAGCGCUAUAUCCUGUCUCUUUUGCAGUUACCGAGGAUCAAACUAAGCGCCUGAUAAUUAGGCGUCAUGAGCUGGAGCGUCUAUUCACUGGCAAAAGAAAUGCAGCAAAGCAAGGCUGGCUCAAAAUCAUUGAGGAUAUCGGCCUGCAUGGCGCCACGCCUGAACAGUGCCGCAAGAAGUGGCUGAAUCUGCUAAGGAAGUACAAGGAUUUAAAGAACCCGCCAACUGGCGCUGGAAACGAAGAAAAUGAGCUCUCGUGGCCGUUCUUCGAAUUGAUGGAUACAGUGAUGUCGGGAAGGCCGAUUAUGACACCACCGCGGCUGACUGCGUCAGCGCUUGCUGAUGCAAGCACGGAGAAUUCAGAGGAUGCAAAUGACCAGCAACCCCGGGAGGCAAAAAGACAGAGACGCGAGGAGACGCCGAAAAAACACGACGUCAUGGAGCGCAUCCUCACCAACGUUGAAAAACAAACGGAACUAAUGGGGAAGAUGUUCGAUUUUUUCAUGAGGCGCGCGGAUGACAACUAGCCACCGUUUAGACCAUGUAUGUUAUGUAACAGCAGACAUUGUUAUUUUCACAAGGCUUUGUGGUUAUAUUUAUUAAUAAACUAAUAUGUUUGAUGAUUAAAAAAAA